ACUGUGUUGGUCUCUCGACUUGAGCGCAUGAGGAAGGGGUCAACUCCCAGGAUCCAGGAUUUUAACGUUUUAUAGACAUAAAAUAUCACCGAAACACCAUGAGUAGAGAGGCUGAAAUGAAAGAAGUGGAACUCAAUGAGUUGGAUCAGGAGAAGCAGCCGAUGACGGGUGACACCCCAGCUGCGGCAGAGAAAAACGGCUGUGUAAAGGUGAAAGUUCCAGACGAUAACGAUGUGAAAUUUACCGGACUCUCCAAAGACGAGUUGAUGAAAGUAGCAGGGACUGCGGGGUGGGUCCGCACUCGAUGGAUCUUGUUGGUUCUGUUCUGGCUAGGUUGGGUCGGCAUGUUGGCUGGAGCAAUAGUUAUCAUUGUCCAGGCACCCAAAUGUAAACCCAUCCCAGAAAUGAACUGGUGGAAUGAGGGUCCUUUGUACGAGAUAGCUGACGUGAAAGGUCUUUCUGAGAGCAGUGGCCUCAAGGUGAUUGAGGAGAAACUGGACAGUCUGGGACAGCUUAAGGUGAAAGGUUUGAUUCUGGGGCCUUUGCACAGAGUCCAGAAAGACCAGCUGAGCACACUAGACCUGACAUCUGUGGAUUCCCUGGUGGGUUCAAAUGAAGACAUGGAGAGCCUUCUGCAACGCGCUCACAAAAAGGGUCUCUCCAUAUUGUUGGAUCUGACGCCAAACUACGAGGGAUUGCAGGCUUGGUUCGGACAGGCUUCCGUUGUGGCACAGCAACUCAAGGCUGCUUUAACCUACUGGAUCAGUAAAGGAGUGGAUGGAUUUUUGGUAUCCAGCCUGAGGGAGAUCAGUACCACCUCUGCCUGGCCUGACAUUGUGGCGGUUGUCCAGGGCAACAGGACGGAGGACACUAAAAAAAUUGCUCUUAUGGGUGCAGUACAGGGUCUGACAGCUGACGAAGCCUCUGAAAUGCUGAACCGCUCUUCCGUGGAUCUGCUGUUGUCGGGACUACCUGACCCGGGUCAGACCGGUACGGACCAGGCCAGGACGAUCCAGACACUCUACGCGAACAGCAACCAGGGCAGCCUGGGCUGGAACCCGAGCGGUCGAACCCUGGGCCGCCUGGCCUCCCGGAUCCCUGCCGGAUCCAUCCAGCCGUUCCACACCUUGCUGUUCACCCUCCCGGGCACGGCCGUGUUCAGCAGCGGAGACGAGAUCGGACUGUCUGACACGGAUUCUCUAGAUGAGCUGUGGGACUUGGAUAGUGCCGCUGAGGAGAGUAACGCCACAGUAAAGGCAUUGAGAGAAAAGAGGAACGAGUUGCGGGGUUUCUUUAAAAGUCUUAGCGACUUGAGAGGGAAAGAACGAGCUCUCCUCCACGGGGAGUACAUUCCUCUCCACAAUUCCUCCUCCUCCCUGGCCUUCCUUCGCCUGUGGGACCAGAGCGAGCGUUUCAUAACCGCUGUCAACUGGGGAGACGCACCCGUUACCAUGACGCUGACCCAUGAAGACCUGCCCCCUGAGGCCAAGGUUCGAAUCAGCACAGACCUGGAGAAGAUGCCAGUGGACAGCAUGCUUUCUCUAGAAAAGCUAGUCUUAGAACCCAAACAAGCUCUUCUUCUGUCGUACCCCUUCUCAAGUUAGAUAUUGUCCCCACCCUCACACGCGCAGUCGCGUAGGAGUCUUUAAAACAAAGGGUAAAAUACACCAAGUUCUCUCAAUUGUGGUUUUAUUGUUUUUUUGGUCUUUUUUUUCACCAAGAGCUUCUACUGCAGUGCAGAGCGACAGGAACAACAAAAAAAAGUUGAAUUGUAUAAAUUGUCAGUGCCUGUUUUCCCCUUUAAACACCACAGACCGUCGUUUUUUUAAACGUCCGUCGGGUUUUUUUUUUUAAAUGUUCUUUGCCGACCUUCUUUUUAUUUUAGGGGAAUUAACUGGAAAACUUAAAACAGUGGUGUCACAGUUUGAGAGUUUAGUUUACCCUGUAGAGAACAAAGAGAAAUUUGAUGUCCGUACGUGAGAGACAAAAUGGAAGAAAAUAAAGA
This is a messenger RNA of Chanos chanos (milkfish), 2005 nucleotides long. It is a transcript of the gene slc3a2a, whose product is annotated as solute carrier family 3 member 2a. Gene Ontology annotation, biological process: L-alanine import across plasma membrane; L-leucine import across plasma membrane; carbohydrate metabolic process. The transcript has 9 exons. Gene Ontology annotation, molecular function: aromatic amino acid transmembrane transporter activity; L-alanine transmembrane transporter activity; L-leucine transmembrane transporter activity. NCBI's taxonomy places the organism in Eukaryota, Metazoa, Chordata, Actinopteri, Gonorynchiformes, Chanidae. Bases 99 to 1604 code for a protein of 501 amino acids. The record is from RefSeq and is a predicted model, not a curated record. Gene Ontology annotation, cellular component: basolateral plasma membrane; apical plasma membrane.